This is a messenger RNA of Anopheles aquasalis, 4494 nucleotides long. RefSeq names its product visceral mesodermal armadillo-repeats (gene vimar). The record is from RefSeq and is a predicted model, not a curated record. Gene Ontology annotation, biological process: positive regulation of GTPase activity. Lineage: Eukaryota; Metazoa; Arthropoda; Insecta; Diptera; Culicidae. Gene Ontology annotation, molecular function: guanyl-nucleotide exchange factor activity; protein binding.
CGAAAUCAACUCAACAACGCUCCCCUCAAAAAAAAAGGAAUCGAAUAAUCGGCAAACAACGGAUUGUGCCUCGCAACUAAAUGCUUUAGAACCGGGACGAUCGGCCAGUUUGUGCGUAUUUCCGAACCGAGUCAAACGCAGCCAACGCAUCAACUCCCGGGAACCAUGGAAGCCGAAAUGGACGAAAUCAUUGCUGGCCUGAAGACGGCAACGAUUGAAAAAUGUCCCGAACGGGCACUGCCACUGCUGAAGCAGAUCUCGGACAACGACACGAACCUGGGAGACAAGUACGACAUCAAGGGUGAUCUGCUGGAGCUGCUGCAAAUGGACGAUAGCAAGAUGCACGUGCAGGUGGCGCGCUGCAUUGCGGAGGUAACGAAAACGGACAACCAGCGUGCCAAAUUCUCCCACCAGGAUGUGAUACGCCGGCUGACCGAACUGUUGCGGGUGCCCAGCUCGAAGGAAAACUCCGUUGAUCCCAUCGCCCUCGAGCUGUGCACGCAACUGUGCCGAGCGUUGGGUAACAUUUGCUACGCCAACGAUGACGCCCGCACCAUCAUCAAGGACAUUGGUGCCGAUGAGCGUAUAUUCGCGCUGCUCGAAUACGACGUCGAUAUGGACGACGAAGAUCGGGAACAGUUUGUGCGGGUUCGGUGUGGGCUCAUCUCAAACUACCUCCUCGGUAGCGACGAUCUAGCUGAGCGUGCCGUCGAGCUGAAGGUGAUCGAGAAGCUGGAACACAUCCUUACCCGCUGUCUGACCGAUGUGGACAAACACGAGGAACUGCUGCUCAGUGUACUGCCGCCACUGAGCAUACUCACCGAACAGAUCAGUGAUCUCUGCUUUCCUGCUUCGCUGAAUCGUACCAUCGCGAAGCUGUUGGCGCGCUGCACCAACCCGGACAUUGCGGAAUCCUGCCUGGCACUGCUGCACUACGAGGCGCAAAACGAUGACGUGAAGCUGCUGCUGGCCGAGGAGGGGCUUUGCGAAACCAUCUACCAGCUGCUGGAAAAGUACAAAACAUUUGCCAACACCGAUGAGGCCCGUGUGCUGAUGAAGCUCGCCUGUGACUUGAUUGUACUUAUACUCACCGGAGACAAAUCCAUGCACUUCCUUUAUACAACACCCCUGCUCAAGUGUAUGGAGGAUUGGCUUGAUUCGUACGAUGUAGAGCUGCUGACGACAGGUGUGCUGGCUCUGGGGAAUUUUGCCCGCUCCGACAGCCACUGUAUCAAUAUGGUCGAGAAUAAGAUCAUGCACAAACUUCUAUCAAUCCUUGCAAAAAACAAUGGAACAGAGCACCAGAUGACACUGCAGCACGCACUGUUGAGUACGCUGAAAAAUCUGGUCAUCCCGAAACCGAACAAAGCGGCCGUCAUCGAGGCAGGAUUGGUGGACAUCAUUCUGCCGAUGCUCGAAAUACAUCAACCGCCCGUGGUGUUCAAGCUGCUCGGCACACUACGCAUGACGGUCGAUGGACAAGAAAAACUCGCCUCAGAGUUGCUGCAAAACGAGAAGCUCGUAAAGCAGCUCGUCUACUGGAGCCAAACUUCCGAGUUUACCGGUGUGCUGGGUGAAUCGCUCCGUCUGAUGGCGUGGCUGAUCAAACACGCGUACCAGCACAAGGGAAACGAUGGACCCGCGAUGGACGAUACCGGUUUGCGAAAGUUCGUGGCGAUCGAGGGUGCAGUUGCCAGUCUGGUCGGUAUGCUGGCCUCAACGCACCUCGUCAUGCAAAACGAAGCUCUGAUUGCGCUCAGCAUUCUAACCACCAUUUUCCACAGCAAAAGCACACCCGACGCAAAGAGUGAAGACAGUGGCUCACUAGAUCGGCUACUGAUCGAGGCCGGAGUUGGCAAUAAGCUAGCCGAGCAAAUCACUCUAAAUGGCGAGUCGAUGACGAAGGAAAUCGUGGAAAAUCUGCAAACCUUCGUGAAGCAACUGCACGGCGGUAGUGAAUCACUAGUGGCCCAUCUACGAGAACACAACAUCGAUGAGCUGCUGAAAACCAUUCCCAGUUUGGUGGAGUACUGCACACUGUGAAGUGACCCGCAAUCUACGUCUCAUUUGCUGUGAACUGGAUUGUUUCGAACUGUAUUGGUUUUUGAGUGGCUAAUUUUGGUCGCCAGUACUCUCUUCAGUAAGCAUGUAUUUUUUCUGCCGAAAAAGGCUCAUCGACAAUGUAUGUAUGCUACUAUCCUUAUCCAGCAUAUGUGCCCAACGACUUACUAAUUAGUUUAUUUGGCUUGCUAUUGUGCCUGCAACUUUUAAGCCAUGGUGUGUGCGUGUUCGUAGUGGCUAAGCUGUCCGUUGAUCGGUGUGCUUCCCCCCUAUUGUCCAAUAUAUUUUACCAUUGAAAUGAUCUCUGCUGUAGAAUUGUAGGGGAGGUUUUAAAACGAUUAAUGCCUGUGCAGUCAAUCCCAUGCUCAACCAGUUCCCAAGUGAAGACCAAACUAGGAGUAGUGAUCGGUACGGCCUGGUACAGACCGCGUUACGAUCAGGUGCAAUUCACCACUGAUUAAGCUGAUUUAAUUUUUAGAAACACGUUAAAGUUGAAGUCGGGUGCACCGGUUUGUUUGAAACCGAGUAGAACAAACAACACAAUCAUCGUUUGUAGAUUGAAUGCACAGUUUUGCGGCGGCCACAUCGAUGCACAACGUUUUAAGAUUUCGAUGGCAAAGCAACCGAUGAAAUACGGCCAAAUGUGUUGCAAGUUUUUCUCCCGUUUCCGUCUUAAGUAAGGUAACCAUGGUAAACCCAAGUGAAACGACAUAGAAAAGCGGAACGCCGAUAUUUUUAGUCACUUAGCGCCACUUUAUCUUCCUCAUCUUAGGUGAAUAGCGAGGAUAAGGGGUAGAAAAACUCGGCAAGUCUCACGCGUUUGAAUAGUGCAUAAGGAAACGUAUUUUAGAGCGGAAGGCUACAUUUCCAAAAACGAAGGGAAACGCCGAGGAAGUGGCAGUCAGUGGUCGGCCGAUAGUAUUGGUCCCGUCGCUUGGCAGAAAGAGGCACCAGCAGGGCGAACCCCGACUGGAUCCAGAUUAACAUGAAUGCAACAAUCAAUUUAUAAUCGAACAGCAUUUAUUUAUAUCCUCUAAGAGACUCUUAUGCGCUCUAUACGCAAUACUGCAUAUUAUACAUAGUACCAAUUAGAUUUAUAAACGAAAACAGAGGCACACCGUCAGAGAGACAGAGAAGGAUCGAAAUGUAACCGCAUAAGUGUAGCUUGGAAAUUGGACAGUACGGACAGCAACCGUAAAUCGUGCUCCGAGGGUUCGAUUAGACCAGCGGGUUCGUCAAAAGCAUGCCUCACCGUUUAGCAAACCAUAACAGAUAGUGAACUCAUCAGCGCGAGAUCCGAAAGCAAAGAUAUAUAACAAAAGCUGUUUCGAGACGUUCGUUAUUUUGUCUAUUGCCGGCUUGUCGCCCGGCUUUUUUCCAAGUAGGUUGCAACGUAGGCAGGUAGGCGUUGCGAUCGCAAUGUUGUACGCUUUGUAUUAGCCCGUUAAAGCUAGAAGAGAUAUUAGCGUCUACAUAGAAACUUUCAUAUAAUAACAUAUCCCCCCAUUUCCCAGCAGCAGGGAGGGGAGAUGUAUUAAACAGUAUUUCAAGUACCGCAUUUAAAAUCACACGUAUGGCUGGUCGUAGCAGCAGCACCAUUGCUAAAGCAACAUCCCAAGCAACAUAAGCACCAGCAUCUCGUUACCAGAAGAUGCCUAUCUUCCGGUUCCGUGAGCGUUCGUACGAUCCCUUGCACACAGAACCAGUGGUUGGGAAGCGAAUUGACGAUGAUCAAUGAUCGAAAUCAGAAACAACAAACACACACAAAAAACGAAGAGAAUGAAAAAUGUAAGCAAUGUUUUCAAAGAAAUUUAUUAUAUAUCUAAACAUAUUACACGAAGGACGGGUGUGCCACAAUGAUGCAGCAGGUGGAACGGCGAGGUGUGACCAUAUACCUUCCGAUAUCUACUCACCAAACAGAAUAGUGCUAGAUACCGGACAGGAAACAGAACGAAAGGAUGAAACCAAGCAGAGCAAACGAUGCACAACGACACCGUGGCCAGUUGCGUGUUGAUGCUACAAAAGAGCAUGAACGAACAGAGCAACAAAAACCAACCAACCAAACAAACCAAGUGAUUUACAAAAGAAAACAACAUGGGCAAUACAAUGUUAAUUGAUAAAUAAUCAAAAGCAAAAAAGAAACAAAAAAAAGAAAUUACAAAAUCGAGGCCGUAAUUGCUAUACAUAAAAUACGCAGUGCGCUUCUCGAUCGCAAAGCGGGAUCGAUAUAAAUGUGGCGUGGCAUGGGAGGGCGCACGAGCAACGUGUGAGCCCGCGAAUAGGUGAGCCGGAUUUUUUCUAGUGGCAGUGUCACGUAUUUUGUAGUUCUUUCCCUCCCUCCCGUUUCAUCCUUUUCCUCGACGAAUCUAUUUAUUUUGUGAACCACUUGGCUUAACAAUAAAUUUAAAAUAAACAAAAGCAGCGUGCAGUGUC